Molecule: messenger RNA, 10422 nt
Organism: Ictalurus punctatus (channel catfish)
Lineage: Eukaryota; Metazoa; Chordata; Actinopteri; Siluriformes; Ictaluridae
Gene: scn4ab
Product: sodium channel, voltage-gated, type IV, alpha, b
Exons: 26
Coding region: 127-5514 (1795 amino acids)
Biological process (GO): neuronal action potential; sodium ion transmembrane transport; membrane depolarization during action potential
Cellular component (GO): axon; plasma membrane; voltage-gated sodium channel complex
Molecular function (GO): voltage-gated sodium channel activity; calcium ion binding
Source: RefSeq, a predicted model, not a curated record
GUCGGGGGAGGGUGGAGGUUCAGCAGUACAGGCAGGCUAAGCAUGUGUGUCAGACACGACAGGGUCGUAUAGUUCUCCAGCCUUUCUCAUCAGUGCAGGGCAGUUCACCGCAAUCGAGCAGCGACUAUGGCUAAAAAGCGGAAGAUCUCAUUGUUGGAGGCAUGGGUCCGGAAUCGGGCCGCGCAACCGAAGAAAGCAGAAAAGCCGAAACUAUGGCCGCAACAAUCGGCGUUGCUGAGAGACCCCGAGCUGGUUUCGUCUCUCGUCCAGCAGAAUGUGAAGAUGGCAUGUUUGCUUCUCCCCGCAGGCACCGAUGUGUUCCGCCGCUUCACGCCGGAGUCGCUGGCCGAGUGUGAGCGACUCAAGGCCGAGGCAGAUGCCGAAGAGGCUCAGAGGAAAGCCCAGAACAUUGAGAUCCUUGAAGAGGACCUGCCCAAACCCUCCAAAGACCUGGAAGUUGGAAAAUCCUUACCGUUUAUCUAUGGAGACCCUCCACCUGAGCUCCUUAACAUCCCUCUGGAAGAGCUCGAUCCCUACUACAAAUCCAAGAAAACUUUCAUCGUGAUCAGCAAAGGGAAUACAAUCAACAGGUUCAACGUGGAUCCAGCCUGUUACGUUCUCACCCCCUUCAACCCCAUCCGCAGGGUUGCCAUCCGAGUACUCAUACACUCAUUAUUCAGCAUGUUCAUCAUGGUGACGAUCCUGUCCAAUUGUGUGUUCAUGACCAUGAGCAACCCGCCAGAAUGGAGCAAAAUUAUGGAGUACGUGUUUACGGGGAUCUACACCUUCGAGGCUCUGAUUAAAGUCUUGUCCAGAGGGUUCUGUAUCGGAGACUUCACAUUCCUUCGAGAUCCAUGGAACUGGCUGGAUUUCAUGGUGAUCAGCAUGGCGUACAUCACUGAGUUUGUGGACUUGGGAAAUGUCUCAGCUCUGAGGACCUUCCGUGUGCUUCGAGCCCUGAAAACAAUCACCGUAAUUCCUGGUCUGAAAACCAUCGUCGGUGCGCUGAUUCAGUCCGUGAAGAAGCUGGGAGACGUCAUGAUCCUCACCGUCUUCUGUCUCAGCGUUUUCGCGCUCAUUGGCCUGCAGCUGUUCAUGGGAAUUCUGCGCAACAAGUGCAUCCAGUGGCCUCCUGCAAGCAUGAAUGACACCAUGGAUACCAACAGCACUUUCGACUUUGAACAGUACUUCGACAAUAAUGAGAAUUACUACCACCUGGAUGGUAGCUUAGAUCCACUGCUGUGUGGAAACAGUUCGGAUGCUGGGCGAUGUCCCGAGGGAUACGUGUGUAUGAAAGCAGGGAGGAAUCCGAAUUAUGGAUACACCAGCUAUGACAGCUUCGGGUGGGCCUUCCUUGCCCUCUUCCGCCUCAUGACACAAGACUUCUGGGAAAACCUGUUCCAGUUGACUCUCCGGGCAGCAGGGAAGACCUACAUGAUCUUCUUCGUAGUCAUCAUCUUCUUAGGCUCCUUUUACCUGAUCAACCUGAUUUUGGCGGUGGUGGCAAUGGCGUAUGCGGAGCAGAACGAAGCCAAUAUGGCUGAAGCUAAAGAGAAGGAGGAGGAGUAUGCCAAGAUCAUGGAGCAGCUCAAAAAGCAAUCUGAGCUGAAAAAAGCGAUGGUGAAAGAAAGCACGACAUCGCUCUCGAGCGAAAAGAAACACGACGGCGGCACUGAGUAUGAUGAGAAUCAUGAAGAGCAUGGCACUGCCCUAAAACACAGAGAGUCUACCGAGGUGUCCAAAUUAAAUGGAUCCAAAGGAAGUAUGGACUUAAUAGAACUACCUGGCCAGCACAACAGGAAAGCCAGUGCAGUGAGUGCUGCAAGCCAUACACUAGAAGAAUUAGAAGAGUUGGAAAGACCAUGUCCACCUUGCUGGUACAAGUUUGCAGACAUUUUCCUAAAGUGGGACUGCUGUGCACCAUGGAUCAGAUUCAAAAAAUGGGUGUACUUUAUUGUGAUGGAUCCUUUUGUGGACUUGGGCAUCACCAUCUGCAUCGUACUAAACACGGUGUUUAUGGCCAUGGAACAUUAUCCGAUGACUCCUGAGUUCGAACAUGUGUUGUCUGUUGGGAAUUUGGUGUUCACGGGCAUCUUCACGGCUGAGAUGGUCCUCAAACUCAUAGCGAUGGACCCAUACUACUACUUCCAGGUCGGCUGGAAUAUAUUCGACAGCAUCAUCGUGACCAUGAGUCUUGUGGAACUCGGCUUGGCUAAUGUACAAGGGCUGUCUGUGCUCCGGUCCUUCCGACUUAUGCGUGUCUUCAAGUUGGCAAAGUCAUGGCCUACCCUGAACAUGCUGAUUAAGAUCAUUGGUAACUCUGUGGGUGCCCUGGGAAACCUGACCCUCGUCCUGGGCAUCAUCGUCUUCAUCUUCGCUGUGGUGGGCAUGCAGCUGUUUGGGAAGAGCUACAAGGACUGUGUUUGUAAAAUCUCUCAAGAUUGUGAAUUGCCACGUUGGCACAUGACAGACUUCUUCCACUCCUUCCUAAUUGUGUUUCGGAUCCUGUGUGGCGAGUGGAUUGAAACCAUGUGGGACUGCAUGGAAGUGGCAGGCCAGUCCAUGUGCAUUAUCGUCUUCAUGAUGGUCAUGGUGAUUGGAAACCUGGUGGUCCUGAAUCUCUUCCUGGCAUUGCUGCUCAGCUCCUUCAGUGGAGACAACCUGGCAUCGUCAGACGAAGAUGGUGAAAUGAACAACCUGCAGAUUGCCAUAUCAAGAAUCACCAGGGGCAUCGACUGGGUCAAGGCCUAUAUUAUCACGCACAUAAGGCGCUUGUUGGGCUUGAAUCCGAAGGAAGAGGAGAAGAAAGGAAAUGAUCUAGUCCUGAACCACGUGGUCACAGUUGAGUCAGAGGACGAGACCAAGGAGGAGCUGAAACAACUUGACGGUGCUCUUAGAAUGGCUGUUGUUCCUAUCGCAAAGGGAGAGUCUGAUGUUGAAAGCCCUUAUGAUGAUGAAAGUUCUUCUGAGAACGAAGAGAAUAUCGAUGAAAAAAAGAAACUGAACGAUGCAGACGAUUCGUCCAGCUGCAGCACCGUGGACAAACCUCCAGAGGCGGAAGAGGCGGAUUCAGAAGAUGAACCAGAUCCCAUCACCCCAGUGGACUGCUGCACAGAGAAAUGCAUUAGACGCUGCCCAUGCCUGGAUGUGGACAUCACCAAGGGCAGAGGAAAGACAUGGUGGAACCUCCGUAAGACCUGUUUCGCCAUUGUGGAGCACAACUACUUUGAGACCUUCAUCAUCUUCAUGAUUCUCCUCAGCAGCGGUGCCUUGGCGUUUGAGGAUAUUUACAUUGAGCAGCGACGAGUGAUUAAAAUCAUUCUCGAAUAUGCUGAUCAGGUCUUCACCUACGUUUUUGUCAUUGAGAUGCUCCUGAAAUGGGUUGCGUAUGGCUUCAAGACCUACUUCACGAACGCUUGGUGCUGGCUGGACUUCCUCAUUGUUGAUGUCUCGCUGAUCAGCUUGACGGCUAACAUCCUGGGUUACUCGGAGCUCGGCCCCAUCAAAUCCCUGAGGACCUUGAGGGCUCUGAGGCCGCUUCGCGCCUUGUCCAGAUUUGAGGGAAUGAGGGUGGUGGUUAACGCCCUGGUUGGAGCCAUCCCAUCCAUAUUUAACGUGAUGCUGGUGUGUCUGAUCUUCUGGCUGAUCUUCAGCAUAAUGGGCGUGAACCUGUUUGCUGGAAAAUUCUACUAUUGCUUUAAUUAUACCUCUGAAGAGUAUUUCCAAGCUGAUGUGGUGAACAACAAAAGUGAAUGCUUUGAUCUGAUCAAUUCCGGUAUGGAUGAAACGCGAUGGAUGAACACAAAGGUCAACUUCGAUAACGUGGGAAUGGGCUACCUCGCCCUGCUGCAAGUGGCAACAUUUAAAGGUUGGAUGGACAUCAUGUAUGCUGCUGUGGAUUCUCGUGAGGUGGAGAUGCAGCCAUAUUAUGAGUCAAACCUCUACAUGUACCUGUACUUUGUUAUUUUCAUCAUCUUCGGGUCGUUCUUCACACUCAAUUUAUUCAUCGGUGUCAUCAUUGAUAAUUUCAACCAACAAAAAUCAAAGAUAAGAGGGCAAGACCUCUUCAUGACAGAGGAGCAGAAGAAAUACUAUAACGCUAUGAAGAAACUCGGCUCUAAGAAACCACAGAAACCGAUCCCACGCCCCCAGAACUGCUUGCAAGGCUUCAUCUUCGACAUUGUCACAAAGCAGUUCUUCGACAUCCUGAUCAUGUGCUUGAUCUGUCUGAACAUGAUCACCAUGAUGGUGGAGACCGAUGACCAGAGCCAAGAGGUUGAAGAAAUCUUGUACUUCAUCAACUUCAUCUUUAUUGUCUUAUUCACUGGCGAGUGCGUGCUCAAGAUCAUCGCCCUGCGACAGUACUACUUUCACAUCGGAUGGAAUAUUUUUGAUUUUAUCGUGGUCAUUCUUUCAAUCUUGGGUUUGGUCCUAGCAGACAUCAUUGAGAAGUACUUUGUUUCACCCACGCUUUUCCGCGUCAUCCGACUUGCCAGAAUCGGACGUGUUCUGCGUCUGAUCCGAGGUGCUAAAGGCAUCCGGACUCUGCUGUUCGCCUUGAUGAUGUCCCUCCCUGCCCUGUUCAACAUCGGCCUCCUCCUCUUUUUAAUCAUGUUCAUUUUUUCCAUAUUCGGCAUGUCCAACUUUGCCUAUGUGAAAAAAGAAGCCGGCAUUGAUGACAUGUUCAAUUUUGAGACCUUUGGAAACAGUAUAAUGUGUCUGUUCAUGAUCACGACCUCCGCCGGCUGGGACGGGCUUCUGUCCCCUAUCCUCAACAACCCUCCCGACUGCGACCCGGACGUCGAGAAUCCCGGCACGGAUGUGAAGGGUAACUGCGGAAACCCUGGAGUGGGAAUAGUGUUCUUUUGCACCUACAUUGUGAUGUCCUUCCUUGUGGUGGUCAACAUGUACAUCGCCAUCAUUCUGGAGAACUUCAACGUGGCAACGGAGGAAAGCAGCGAGCCUUUAUGCGAGGAAGACUUUGAGAUGUUCUACGAGACCUGGGAGAAGUUUGAUCCGGAUGCUUCGCAGUUCAUCGACUACAACGCGCUGUCCGAUUUCUGUGACACCCUGAAAGAUCCGCUGAGGAUCCCGAAGCCGAACAUGGUCAAGCUGAUCAGCAUGGACCUGCCAAUGGUACCCGGGGAAAGGAUCCACUGUCUCGACAUCCUGCUGGCUCUCACAGCCGAGGUGCUCGGCGAGUCUGGGGAAAUGGACAUGCUCAAGUCGAGUAUGGAGGAGAAAUUCAUGGCGAACAACCCCUCUAAGGCAUCGUACGAGCCGAUAACCACCACUCUUCGACAUAAGCAGGAGGACGUGGCUGCUAAGGUCAUCCAGAGAGCCUACCGCAAAUACAAACUGAAGUGUUCUCACACAAAGGGAGCCCACAGCAUCAGACAAAAGCACGAGAAGCCUUUAUGUGUAGCUCUGCAGAAUGAGGUGGUCUUACACUCUGCCCCUUUCGCCAUCCCUGACUCGACCUAUGUGGACAACUUGAGGGAGUCCACUGUGUAACAACAUCUUGCAGGUUUUUCUGGUCACAUAUCCAUCAAAUUAACAAUGUUUUCACAAAACUGCUUGUUCACUUCCAAAGUUAUCACUUCCCUAAUACGGAGGGAAUGUGAGCGUGAGCCGCUUUAGCGUUCCCUAUAAACAAGUUAAGAACUAAAAUCAGUGAAGAAGCCAGUGGCGUGAAUGCUUUAAAAAAAAGAAAAGAAAGAAAGUCAGUCUGUCAUGUAGCAUUAAUAUGUUAAUUGGGCUCCAAUUUCCUAGUCCCAGAAGAAAAGUAGAAAGAAGUACAAAUGUAGCAUGGGACUUUUAGAUAAUCUGUGAAUAUUGUUAGCAUGGUGCAAAUGAAGAAGGUUUUUUUUUUUUUUUUGGGGGGGGGGGGGGGGGGGGGGGUUAAAUUGAUAUGAAACAAAGAAAGGAACCUAAGGAAUCUACAGUGGAUAGACCUAAAAAGUCUACACACCCCUGUUAAAAUGGCAGGUUUUUAUGAGGUUUUUAAGAAUGCCACUAAGAUAAAUCGUCAGAUCUUUUCUCACCUUUAAUGUGCAAUUGCAAAGUGUACAAUUAUACAAAAGUUCAUUAUGAUAUUAGUAUGCCUUUUGGAAUUGGUCAUCAGAACAUAACAUGUUGCCACAUGCUUUGGGGUGAUUUAGUUGGGCUUUUUUGUGAGAAAGAGCCACCCUACCCCAUAAUGAUAAUGAAUCUUUAUUGAUACAUUACAGCAGAGUGAAAUUCUUUGCUAUGCAUACCCCAGCAUGUUAAGAGGUUGGGAUCAGAGCGCAGGGUCAGCAAUGCCCUGUCAGUCAUGAUACAGCGCCCCCUGGAGAGCAGAGAGGGUUAAGAGCUUUGCUCAAGGGCCCAACUGUAGCAACUUGGCAGUGCUGGGGCUUGAACCCCAGACUUUCUGAUCAAUAACCCAGAGCCUUAACCGCCAAGCCACCACUGCCCCACCCACAUUUUGCACAUUUUGGACAGACGUCCAGUUCUUGGUGUUGUUACUGUGGUGCUCCAUUUUCUCCGCUUGUUUGCGAUGGCCUUCAUGGUGUUCCAUGGUACAUUUAAUGUUUUGGAAAUAUUUUCUACCCCUCUCCUGAUCAGUACUUUUCCACAGUGAGACCCUGUACAUGCUUUCUAAGCUCUUUGCGGACCACGGCUUCAGCAGCCAGAUGAAACCAAGAAGAAAAUCCGACAGAAAGAGCUGGUCUUUAUUUGGGUUUGAUCACAAUCAUUUCAUUAAAGACAACUGUAGGAUAGUUACUUUUAAACACGAGAUCGAAUGUGAUUGGUUCAUUCUGAACACAGCCACAUCACCGAUUAUAAACGGGUGUGCACACUUGUGCAAUCAGGUUCUUGAAAAAAGCCCUCCCCCCCCCCUAUUUUUCCCUAAAAUGUUUCUGUUUCAAUGUUUCACAUUGAGCGUGGGAAAAGUUCUGACAUCAUUUAUCCUGAUUUUUUUUCCCAUCACAAAAUCUUGCCAUUUUAACAGGGGUGUGUAGACUUCCUAUAUCCACUGUAUUAGCUGGCUAGUUUAUUGCUAGUUCAUGAGUUUUUGCUGCUCGAACACAGCAAACGAAAACAAGCUUUCGUGAAGGCUUCCUUGUUUCCCCCUCAAUUUAUAGUGCAGAUAAGCAGAGCUUGCUUUGAAAAGGACGUCGCGUCAGACUGAAACGGCUUCUGGUCUACAGUCUAGCAGUGAUGAUGAUUUGAUUCCUCGUGGCUCAGUUCACUUGCUUGAGUAAUGGAGAAAUAAUGAAGUGUGCUGGAAACAGUAUUUGAACGCAACUUUGGACACGCUAGCAAUUUUACAUACCAAACCUGCAGUACUGUGAACAACAACAACAACAAAAUUAUUGACUUUGUUUUGACUUUACUUUCUUGGCUUAUAAAAGCUUAGAUUAUAAAAGCUAUGCAACAUUAGGUUUAAAAAAAAAAACAAACGAAAAACAAAACAAAAAAAAACAUUUAUCAGUAUAUUUUGGUUUUCCUGAGACUUUCUUGGAAUCUAAAUUUUAAUUUAGAUCUGAACCAGUUCGGAGUAUACUCAUAUCUGGAUCCACAAAUUGUUUAAAAUGGAAUAAAACACAGAUCUGCAUAUUAUUAAUAGAGUAGUUUAAUUGUAUGAGCCAAGAUAGAUACAUUUGAGGUCUUAAAAGCUUUUUACUGUUCAACUUGUGAACUUGUACGAAUGUGCACGAGCCAACUUGCAUGAAAAGUUACUGGCAGUACAAAAUGAAUGCCUCCUAUGAUUUUGCCGUAGGCCUGUUUAUCCGUUUAAAAAGUUCAUACUGCUACAAUCGUAGAAGCUAGCUUUUCAUUUGAAUGAUUUAUUAUUGUAAAUUUUCCUUUAUAGAUCUUGUGCUUAAGUUUUAUUACAGUUUAGUCGGUGUUAUUGCCACAGACCAAACAAAAUGAUACAGAACAGCAAUUAAAGUAGGCAGAUCAAAAUCCUUGAGGAUCUGCUCAGAUCCUAAGGUGACUCUAAAGGAGUGUUUAAUUAAAUGCACGAGCACUUAGUGAUUAAAGCUGUUAAGACUCAUCGACAGCACCAGUAUUAACUGUUCAACAGAAAGCAUAAAUAUGUGGUGUGUGCUAACUGGCUAAGUAGGGUGAUAAAGAUUUUGGCCUUUUUUCGAUUACGAUAGAUUUAACUGAACCUAAUUCGACAUUAAAUUACAUCACGGGAUUACGUUACUUUACUGUCCCAUUUUUACUUCAUGUAAUAAUAAACAUUUCUUUAUUCGUUUAUACCUAUUCCGUGGUUAUUCCAAUUAUUACCGAUUUGUUGGAGUCUUGAUAUAAUUUAAACAAGAACACGACUUAAAAUAACGUUACCACUUUUGAUGGGCAGCGUAUAUAUAUAUAUAUAUAUAUAUAUAUAUAUAUAUAUAUAUAUAUACGGUUUAUUUGUUUAAAAAAAUAUAAAAAUAAGAUAAAAAAAUUGAGACCCGAGGUCAGAUUUUUCCCUGUUUAUAUUUAGUUAUGAUCAAAAGUUGUAAAAAAAAAAAAAAAAAUUUUUUAAAAUAUCUUUAAUCUUUCAAUUAUGUUGAUAAUGUGUUUACAAUGAGUGCACUAAAAAGCUUCUCUCUCUCUCUCUCUCUCUGUCCUCUCUCCCUCUCUCUCUUUCACUCUCUCUCUCCUCUCCCUCCCUCCCUCUCUAUCUCUCGCUCUCUCCUCUCCCUCUCUCUCUUUCUCUCGCUCUCUCUUUCACUCUCUCUCCCUCUCUCUCUCUCUCUCUCUCUCUCUCCCUCUCUCCCUCUCUCUCUCUCUCUCUCUCCCUGUCUCUGUCCUCUCCCUCUCUCUCUCUCUCUCUCUCUGUCUCUCUCUCACUCUCUCUCUCCCUCUCUCUCUUGCUCUCUCUUUCACUCUCCCUCUCUCUCUAUCUCUCUAUCUCCUCUCUCUCCCUCCCUCUCUCUCUCUCUCUCUCUCUCUCCUCUCCCUCCCUCUCUCUCUCUAUCUCUCUCUCUCUCUCUAUCUCUCACUCUCUCUCCCUCCCUCUCUCUCUCUAUCUCUCUCUCUCUCUCUAUCUCUCACUCUCUCUCCCUCCCUCUCUCUCUCUAUCUCUCUCUCUCUCUCUAUCUCUCACUCUCUCUCCCUCCCUCUCUCUCUCGUUCUCUCUCUCUCUCUCUCUCUCUCUCUCUCUCUCUCUCUCUCUCUCUCUCUCUCUGAAACCUCUGUCUUAAAUACCCCCUGCAGGAAGAGUAAAGAUAUCGGGUUAAUAUUUUACUUUUCACAUCUACAUAAAUAUUAAUGCAGUAUACAGGAAGGUGGAGCUCUUAAACCCAUCCUUCAGCUUCACAUUCUGUCUGAAUUAUUCAUUAGUGCUAAUAAAUAUGUGUAGCAAUAAUAAUAAUAAUAAUAAUAAUAAUAAUAAUAACAACAACAACACUACAAAUAUAAUGUAACAUACGUAAUGGUACAUAAUGCUCAUGUUACAUGAUGCAAACACUAACAGACGCUUAAUUACAAUUCUAAAAUAUAAAAAGCAACUGAAUCGUCAUCUUGACAUGUUCUCCGUAUGUGCGUAAAGUCUUCACUGGCAGCGUUUAAAUACCUAAUAGUGUAUUUCCAUUAAACAUCCUACUCCGAAGGGGAUUAUUCUUCUAUAACGGCACUUCCUGAAAUGUCUUAUUCCUCUUAUACCACAGUGAUUAUAACCCCAGCAGUCACAUUUCUUUCAUUAAGUAAAGAAGAACUUGUACUUUAAAAAAAUAUAUAUAUAUAUAUAUAUUUAAUGUUGUGGAAUGUCUUUGAAACAGGUUACUUACGUUAUAGCGGCUAUAAACAGUCAUUCCCUCACCAGCCUAUCCUUUUCCUUGCGCUAGAAGUUAAUACGAUAAAAAAAAACAAAUAAACAAAUAAAUAAACACCUUUUUCUGUGGCAGAAAACUUAUAGCUAAAAAAAAAGCUCAGCCACUGGAAACUCCUUCCAUAAAACGUUAAACAAUCAUCUCUUUACAGACUACUUUGGCAUGUAUGUGUUUCGAUCUGUUUAUGCGAAUCGGCCACCAUUUGCACAAACUGAUACUAGAGAAGCAAUGACGCAUGAGUUACAGCUGAAGUGCUGUCAGACCUGCUGUUUGAGAAACUUGAGAGAACGCAACACCUCCUGACCAAUCAGAAUCAAGAUUUCAAUAGAAGAUCUGAUCGUUUCUGCUUCUCGAUCCAGUUCCCAAGAACGCCACGUUUUUGUUUUUUCUAAAUUAAAACCAUCUACAGUAAUAUCUGGUUCACAUGCGAGGAUAUGGGAAUUCUCUGUAUGAUCUCUAAAACGUCCCAAUUACCAAUCACAACCAUGAGGCACUUUCAUUUACAUGACAGAACUGUAUCUCUGUAGCACUGUAUUCUGUAUAAUUUGUGUAUAAAAUGUAUUUUUGAUGAUUUAAAAACUAAUAAAGUAGAAAACAUUUCUUUAAA